Messenger RNA from Loa loa (African eye worm), 249 nucleotides. RefSeq lists its product as hypothetical. The coding region runs from base 1 to 249 and encodes 82 amino acids. The record is from RefSeq and is a predicted model, not a curated record. The transcript has a single exon. Lineage: Eukaryota; Metazoa; Nematoda; Chromadorea; Rhabditida; Onchocercidae.
AUGAAAAGAAAAAAACAAAAAGAUUUUCAAAAUGAUGCAUAUUUUAGUGAAGCUGCAGAAGAACAAUAUAAGCAGCAAAUUGGUGCAGGACCGGAUCAUGCGCUUGGCGCUAGUGAUCGACAUUUUAAUCCUGAAACAUCAGAAACAUUGAAAGUAAUAAGAGCUGGUGAAAAUGAUACAUUUGGCCAACAUUUCAAUGAGCUAAUAGCGCAAGCGGAAAUUCCUCAUAUUCCACCACCACAGGUUUAA